This is a messenger RNA of Ostertagia ostertagi, 174 nucleotides long. NCBI's taxonomy places the organism in Eukaryota, Metazoa, Nematoda, Chromadorea, Rhabditida, Trichostrongylidae. The record is from the annotation of a GenBank genome assembly.
AUGGACUGGCAAUACGCUUUCGAAAAAUCUAUGCCGGCAGAAAACGAUAACCUUGGAUUUCCGUACGAUUACGGUGACAUUAUGCAUUACCCCAAAGACACGUACGUUUGCAUAUAUAAUAUAUGUGAGGUCCCAGCUUAUAUCUAUGCUAUUACGGCGUACGAUGUACUAUAA